Toxotes jaculatrix (banded archerfish) is the source of this 1136-nucleotide messenger RNA. It is a transcript of the gene dmac1, whose product is annotated as distal membrane arm assembly component 1. The transcript has 2 exons. The record is from RefSeq and is a predicted model, not a curated record. Bases 202 to 483 code for a protein of 93 amino acids. Lineage: Eukaryota; Metazoa; Chordata; Actinopteri; Toxotidae.
CUCACAUCCAGCAUGAGAAGGACUUGUGAUACACGUUAGUAGGAAAUUUAUCCUUCACGUGGACCAAUUGUUUGAACAUUUAAGGACAGUUCCAAACAGAAAAAAGACAGUUUUUCCCUGAUUGUCUGUCCGCGCAUUUUGACGUCUCCGUACGUUUUUAACCCGUGGGUGUAUUAGCAUUAGCACCCAACCUGCAAUACAAUGUCAACCGCACCAGAGGCACUAACAGGAGGAGCAGGUGCCCCCGAGUCUAAACCCAGCCAGACGUUUAAGAACUGCUGGAGCUGUCGGAUCAUCUCCGGCGGUGGUUUGAUCCUGUCUGGAGUUUAUGUUUUCAUGGCAGCCCGGAAAGUGAUGCGACGAGGCGGACCUACCUCCAUGGGCACAGUGGCACAGAUCACAUUUGCUGCAAGCCUGGCUGCGUGGGGGAUCGUUGUCAUCGCUGACCCAGUAGGAAAAGCACAGAAGAAGACGACGACGUGAGGACUAUUCAGAAACGCAGAAUGCGUAAAUAAAUGUGUUAAAGGACACGGACUGAUGGGACGGCCAUUCAAGUGACGCUAAUGACACCAAUCAAAAGACAGGGGUCCCGAAAAUCUGCAGAUUUUGCUUGUGUUGGUCUCAUGCACAAACAUGAGUAUUGAUUUUUGUUGAUAUUGUGUAACUGCGUCCUACGGCGUUGGAAGCUAUUGAGUGCUUAGAUAAUGAGAUCAUAUAUUUGACUAAAGUGCUAUUUGAAAUGUCUUCAUUAAGAUGUUAUACACAUUACAACUGAAGGUAUGGUGGCUAUGCAUUUCAAUUUAUAUCAACAAUGAUUCAUCAUGAAUACAAUAAUAGCCUUCAUAAUAGUAUCAACAAUAACACAAAUACUAUCAGAACCCUAGCACUGGAACAACUAAGUGAAUACAGCAAUCCUUAAUGUUAAUACUUAGACCAGUGCUUUUCCAACUAUUAUAUGUCAAAGUGUUAAAAAACAUUUUGUGUUUAUUCAUGUGCACUUUUAGCCUGCUGAUCGAUGACUCAGGACUGAAUGAAAUAAAAUACAUAUAUACCACUGCAGCUUAAUUUUUUUACUGGUAUAAUUAGUGCUUUUACAGUUUUAAACAAAUGUAUUUUAGAUGCUUGAUGAAUAUUCA